Messenger RNA from Capronia epimyces CBS 606.96, 774 nucleotides. RefSeq lists its product as uncharacterized. NCBI's taxonomy places the organism in Eukaryota, Fungi, Ascomycota, Eurotiomycetes, Chaetothyriales, Herpotrichiellaceae. The record is from RefSeq and is a predicted model, not a curated record. The transcript has a single exon. Bases 1 to 774 code for a protein of 257 amino acids.
AUGUCCAGCGGGGACGGCGAUGGCGACGGCGAUGGCGAUGGCAAACCGCUAAACAGGGACGACCUGGUGAAAACGGUGGAGAGUCUACAAAAGGCGCAAAAGGCACAGUCGACGGCCAACGAUCUCAAAUCCAAGGCCAUGGCCAUGACCGACUCCACCAAGCGGGAGAAGAUGCUAAGGGAAGCCUUUGACAAGGAGGUCGAGGCUCAUGGCCACACCAAGAUGGCGAAACGCAUGCAGAGUGGUACCUGGCAGGGCCUGGGAUUCGGGGGCGGCAUCGGGGCUGCCACUGGACUCGGCCUGGGGGCGGGCUUGGGCACCGUGCUGGGAGCUAUUGCGGCGGUGCCUACAACGGGGAUAGGCAUGCUUGUGGGCAGUGGAGUGGGAGCCAUCCACGGGCCAUGGAUCAAGCUGGGUGGCAAGGAGGAGAAGUUUGAGGAGGCCGACCCCGAAAAGAUUGCGGAUGCGCUGGAGGAGGCGAGGGUCGCUCAAGGCAACGCGCAAGGCGAAGGUAUUCCCGAAGAGGGUGGUCAAAGUGCUGCACAGAACUCGAAGCCGAGAAGGAAACCGAAGAAGUUGGAAAUCAGAUCCCAGCCCAAGGGGCAAACAGAAUCAUCAGCCAAUCCACAGCCGGAUCAACAGGGCGCAUCGAGCGAGGCUUUGGGGGGUGUGAACAAAGGCGUUGCCGAGGAGUCGAAGCCAAGAAGGAAGCCGAAGAAACUCGAGAUCAGAUCGGGACAGGGACAGAGACAGACUCGGAGUGGCAAUGAGUGA